CCUCCCAUGUUUCCAUCCUCUCCCCUUCCGACCUUAAAAAGUUCAUCAAUUCAUCAAUUCUCCCAACCCCGCCCUCCGUAACAUCCUUAUCAUAAAAUUGGCUGGGGUUUUGACUAUGGUCUCCGAGCAGAAUAAUAGUGUCGGCCAGUCGAAAAAUGUGUGUGUUAUCGGGGCAGGACCGUCAGGGCUAGUCGCGGCUCGGGAGCUGAGGAAAGAAGGGCAUAGCGUGGUUGUCUUGGAGCAGAACCACGAUGUCGGCGGGCAAUGGCUCUAUGAACCAAAUGUGGAAGGGGAGGAUCCCUUAGGGAGCUGGAACUCACCAAACCCUGACUCCCAUUUCCUUAAGGUCCAUAGUAGCAUCUAUGCCUCCCUUCGGCUCACGUCCCCGAGGGAGAUCAUGGGGUACAGCGACUUCCCAUUCGUGGUGAAGAGAGGCAGGGACGCGAGGAGAUUCCCGGGCCACCAUGAGCUCUACCGGUACCUUAAGGAUUUCUGUGACUGGUUCGAGAUCAGGCCGAUGAUACGGUUCAAUACUAGGGUUGAGUACGUGGGGAUGUUGAACUAUGGCGGGGUCGGGAAAGACCUGAGGUGGGUCGUGAGGAGCUGCGAGAAGAAAAGUGAGAAGGUAAUAGAGGAGGUGUUCGACGCGGUCGUGGUGGCAACCGGCCAUUAUUCUCACCCUAGGAAGCCUUCAAUCAAAGGAAUGGAUGCAUGGAAAGGGAAGCAAAUGCAUAGCCACGUUUACCGAGUCCCCGACCCAUUCCGCGAUGAGGUUGUCGUGGUGGUUGGGAAUUCACUUAGCGGCCAAGACAUAUCAAUGGAGCUGGUGAAUGUAGCAAAGGAAGUCUACCUCAGCGCCAAAUCAACAGAUAACAUUUCUCAAGGAUUGUCCAAAAUCAUCUGUAAACACCACAAUUUGCACCUUCGUCCCCAAAUAGAGUCGCUUAGAGAGGAUGGAAAAGUAUUAUUUGUGGACGGUUCUUGGGUCAUUGCCGACACUAUCUUGUACUGCACCGGGUAUUCGUAUUCCUUCCCAUUCCUUGACACCAAAGGAAUAGUAGUUAUCGAUGAUGACAGAGUGGGUCCCCUCUUCGAGCACACCUUCCCCCCUUCUCUCGCCCCUUCCCUCUCCUUCGUUGGCAUCCCUAGAAAGCUGAUAGGGUUCCCAUUCUUCGAGUCGCAAGGGAAGUGGAUAGCUCAGCUGCUAGCCGGGAAGAAAACGCUGCCGACAUGGAAUGAGAUGAUGCAGUCGAUCAAGGAGUUCUACAACUCCAAGGAUGCUGCUGGCGUCCCUAAGCACAACACUCACGAUCUUGCUUUUUCUGCUUUUGAGUACUGUGACAAGUACGGGGAUUAUGUUGAGUUCCCUCACCUGGAAGAGUGGAGGAAGUCGCUGUGUGUGUCAGCCCUGGUGAAGGCGGAAACCGACCUGGAGAUGUAUCGGGAAUCACGGGAUGGCGACGAGGAGUUGCUCCGGCAGGCUUUCCAAAGCCCUCACUUCACCCAGCUCGGGCCUCUGGACCCCACCCUCGAAGCUUACGGAUUCAACUAUUGAUAACAAAUCACGAAUCUGUAUCCUUAAGACACGGAAAACAAAGCAGUCGUUGUAUGGAGAUCAAUUAGUGUUUAGAAUCUCUUCCCGACAUAAGUUGAAAAUUUUUUGUUAUUAUUUCGAUCAGUAAAAAAAGAAAGAGGAACACUACUCCCAUAUAUGAUUCCACUCGUAUAUGUAUAUGUAUAUGUAUAUUUGAUCGUCCUCUCCGGUCCACAUAAUGAGAAUGCACGCCGCCUCGCGGCGGCUUGAUGGCUGCUUGCCUUGCUUCUGCAAA
Messenger RNA from Punica granatum (pomegranate), 1829 nucleotides. NCBI's taxonomy places the organism in Eukaryota, Viridiplantae, Streptophyta, Magnoliopsida, Myrtales, Lythraceae. The record is from RefSeq and is a predicted model, not a curated record.